This is a messenger RNA of Numida meleagris (helmeted guineafowl), 12797 nucleotides long. RefSeq names its product receptor accessory protein 2 (gene REEP2). The record is from RefSeq and is a predicted model, not a curated record. Gene Ontology annotation, cellular component: endoplasmic reticulum tubular network; cytoplasmic microtubule; endoplasmic reticulum membrane. The transcript is spliced from 7 exons. Gene Ontology annotation, molecular function: microtubule binding; taste receptor binding. Bases 3169 to 3852 code for a protein of 227 amino acids. Gene Ontology annotation, biological process: endoplasmic reticulum tubular network organization. NCBI's taxonomy places the organism in Eukaryota, Metazoa, Chordata, Aves, Galliformes, Numididae.
GAAAUGUCUGAGGAAGGAAAAGUGGGAGAAAACACUGUAGUCUGGAGCACAUGGAGGUCCAGGGACAAGUUAUUUCUCGGUCUCUGUUCUUACUCAGUGUCCUUUUAUAACUCUUUCAGUACUACUUCUGUUUUCUUCUAAAAUCCUGAGCAAUCUUGCUUGGUUUGUGUUUUCUUAUCAACCUUGCUAUUGUCAGCAGUUUCUCUUGGUCAAGACUUCAUUCUCAUUCCUUCCUGAGAUCACUUCUCUCUCUCUCUCUGCCUGUGCUGUUGUUGCAAUGACACUAUUUAAAGCACCAUGUGGUUUUCAGGGAUGAUAUGUGCCACCUUUAGAGAAGUGCUGUUGUUCUAAGUUGAUCAGUGGAGGUGAGCUAUUUGAUUAAUGGGUAGGAUGAAUUUCUUUCUGUUUAGGAAAAAAAAAAUCAGAUAGAGAAGAGAGGUAAUAUGGCUGAGUAGGAUGUAAUUUGCUAAUGUUGCUUUGCAGUAUGGUCUGAGACUCUUCAUCUGACCAACUCUGUUUGCUGCUUACAAAAUAGCAUGUCAAUGAUAAAUGUUGCAGGAUCUUUCUUAUGCUUCUUCAGUCCUGUAGAACUGUCUAGACAUUUCCUGUGCGUUGGCUUAAAGUUCAGCCCACUGGGUUUGGAAUGCGACAGUGGCUGAAGUGAAAUUGUCACAUAGUGGAAAGCUUUAAAAACAACAAUUAGCUCAGCUGACUUUUCUGUUCUUUCUUUCUUCCCUUCAGCAGAGAAGUAAAAAUGUCAAUGUUCAGUAUACACUGAUAACCAAAAUGGUGUUUCAAGAGUGAGUAUUAGAGGUAUAUACUCAGGAGUACUUUGAACCUUACUAAAUUUAGGAUUAAGGUUAUGGAGUUCAAAGUCGUAAGUAGCCUUAGAAUUUGAAGACGCUCUUUACAGUAAAAACCUGCUUAUUUUCUGUAGGAUGGCUGCUGUGGUACAGAAAUGCGAUGUCUUGCAGAAUAUAGACCUUGUAUUGAUCUGAUUUUCUUUUGGUAGAUGUUACCUUUAUUGCAGCAGAGCUUUCUUAAUUUGGCAGUAAAAAAGAAAUGAAAUACACUACUAGAGUUUUAUGAAGUUUUUAUAACAAAACUGACAGCUAAUUAUGUGGUUGUAACCUGUUCUUUGAUUCAAGAAAACAUAUCUGAAGUAGCAAAAUUCAUCUUCUCCUUAAUUUGUUUAUUCUUAAGGGGACUGCAUCAGAACUAAACAUGUAUACAAUGGAUUCCAACUGUCCAAUUAAUUAAUCUUCAGAAGGCUUUGUAUUUUUCAGCAGAAGCAGAGAGGCCAGAACAAAGAAGUUUUGUUUAAACAUAGUAAAGGGGAGAGCGAUAUCCAUUCAAACUACUUCUUGUGUGAAAUGUCAGUGGAAAACUUGAAUGCUGUGCUGUGUAAUUACAAAGCCAGCUGUGUUUGUGCACUACUACUUGCUCAUAGUGCUUAAGAACCAGCAUGGGUGGUAGGGGAAGACCUUACAGGUGUAUCUGUGCUGGAGAGUAUGGUGUAUUGAAGGCUACCGUGAUACAGACCAAGACAACAGAAGCAGUUCAGCAACUUCGUUAGAGAACAGUGCAAUCACUCUUACCCCACCAUGAUAAAGAUUCAUGUCCUCAACCAGCCUUGACAGACUGCCUCUAGUAACUUAUGCUGUUAUAAAAGUAUUUUUUUUUCCCUUUUACGCGUGGUGGGUAGCUUUGAUCAAAUGUACUUUUCAUUUAUGCUUUUGUGCUUACUGACUUUAUUUAGGUUCUUGGUGCAAACUGGAGAGACUACGUAUGUGCAGUUAGCUGAAACGGGCAUUCGUUCAUCUGUUGAGCAACAAAGACCUGACUCUUUUUUAACGGAUCAAAAACAAAUAUAGCCUAGUUUGACUGUCUUUUUUUUUUUUUUUGAAGAGGUUAGUAAUCUGUGGAUUAGAAAUAUAAGGAAAAUAAAAAACAUUCUUCCUCCUCUGCCACUCCCCUUGCUUUCUGCUUUUCUAGCUCCUGAUAAUCUGCACUUCAGUGACUUCUAGAGCUAGAACUUCAGUCCUUCUCACGUAUUUAACUGUAUUUCUUUUUUCUCUGGUUGUAGAGGGGUAGGCUGAAUGGUGGCAAGAGGAGACAGAGGGCAAGAUCCAGAUCCAUGUCCCUUAUUGAAGAUGUGAAUGUACCAUAUGUUUAAACAUACCAUGCAUUUGAACAGUAACAUAGCAAUGUGUUUUUCUUCUUCCAUUUCAGUACUCCUGAGCGUUGCAUUACUACUGAAAAAGUCUAAUAAGACAGAACUUAGUUUUAUCAGGCUGUAUACUGUGACCAUUUCUGAGUGUUAUGAGCAAACUUAUGUAAACGGGGUACUUGUCUCUUUCUGAUAUUGUUUUCAUUCUGAAAAUGAAAUUUUUAUCCUUUCUUUUGUCUUUUCCCUUCUAUCCUAUUUUUAUCCUUUCUUUUGUCUCUUUGAACCAAUUUUUAAUCCUCAAGAGUCUAUUACCUUUUAUCUUCAACAGUACAGUAUAUUUUAAUGUUUGUAUAAGCUCGCUGGAAACUUUGUAGUGACUCUGUAGCCCUUAUUAGGGAAGCACUGUAGCAAGAGCUAGGGAAAGUGUAGCUUAGGGAUAAGUAAAUUAUUUGUCACUUUCUAACAACAGAGUAAGUCUGUUUGAUAUUUCGUGUGUCAUCAACAAAAUUAUUUUGGCCCUUUCUGGGCGAAUAUGAUCAUAGAAUCAUAAAAUAGGUUGGGUUGGAAGGGACCUUAGAGAUAGCAUUGUUCCAACUCCCCUGCCAUGGGCAAGGACAUCUGCCACUAGAUCAGGUUGCCUAAAGACCCAUCCAACCCAGCCUUGAACACUUUCAGGUUUGCAGCAUCCACAACUUCUCUGGGCUACUCAUCACAAAGAAUUUCUUCCUAACAGCUAAUCUCAACCUACCCUCUCUUAGCUUUAAAACCGUGACCUUAUGUCCUACCACUGCACUCCAAUAAAGAGUCUUUCCUAGUCUUUCCUGUAGGCCCCCUUUAAAUACUGGAAGGCCACUGUUAGGUCACAGCCUGUCUUUGCAGGGGAGGUGUUCCAGCCUUCCGAUCAUCUUUGUGGCCCCUCUCUGAGCCUGCUCAAACAAGUAGUUUGUCUCUCUUAUGCUGGGGACCCCGGAGCUGGGUGCAGUAUCUAGGUGAAGUGGAUGAUGUACUGGAUUGUUUUUGCCUUUUUCACCACUGCAGAAACACUUACAGACAUUGUUCUUUCUUGGUUUCCCUUUUAUUUCGAGUUGAAAAUCGCAUUUGUGAUUUGGCUGCUCUCUCCUUACACCAAGGGCUCCAGUGUCCUCUACAGGAAGUUUGUGCACCCAACGCUCUCCAAUAAGGAGAAGGAAAUUGAUGAAUACAUUACUCAGGCUCGUGACAAAAGCUAUGAAACCAUGAUGCGAGUUGGCAAGAGAGGAUUAAACCUGGCUGCCAAUGCAGCAGUUACUGCAGCUGCAAAGGGCCAAGGAGUUUUGUCUGAGAAGCUACGAAGUUUCAGCAUGCAGGACCUCACUCUGAUCCGGGACGAAGAUGCCGUGCAUUUGCAAAGCCAUGAGUCACAGCUUCAUCCCUCUGGAGGAAGUAUCCUUGAAACUAUUGAAGAUUCAGCCUCCUGUUACUCCUCAGGAGAGGAGAGCAGUGUGGCACAGAGACCUAAUGGAACCCCAUCAGAGAUUAGAACAGACCCAUCAGAUGAAGAUGCAGGAGACAAACUGCCAAAACGUACACAGAGCCUCAAAGCUCCAAAGAAGAUGACAAAAUCUGAGCUUCCUGUAAAAAGUGUGAAAGCCCGCCCUAAGAAGAAAGCUGCAGGUUCUCUUGCUUCUGGAGAGUCAUCCUAAGGAGACUUCCCCUUCACAACACUUGUCUCUGUCCCAGGAUUUGCCUGUAACUUUUGAGUGGAAACUCUCCUAAGGAAGGGAGCUGAGAUUAAUGUACAUAACAGAUGCUGCUUUGUAGAGCUCAUUCUAAGGUCAAGGGGGGAAUCUGGGAUUCAGAACAUGGAAUGGAGGAUGCGCAUCCUCAGGAAUUUUCUCCUUUUCAUCCCCCUCUUGGAGGAAGCGCUAAUGUGUCUGUACAUAACCUGUUGCUUUGAAAUUCCCUCUGUAUAAACCUAGCUGGGGAGAAUCUUUGUGGGGAGGACUGACCAGGGUUAGAGAUACCUGUUGCACAGAUGCUGGAAAAAUAAUUAGACAGUGGAGUUCCUCAGGGUUGGGUGGCUCCCCACAUUGUCUUAUUUUGCUCUGGGUAUCCUUUUGCAGCUGUGUUGUUAAGAAGUGCCCACAACAAUUCAUCCUUCUUAAGAAUGGACCACAACUGUCAUGUCCAUCCCCUUCCAGAAGGUGACUUAAAUGAUAUAUGCUGAGUGCUUUUGAAUGUAAAGGACUCACUCAUGGGAGGAGUAAACCAGAUUCUAGAUCUUAGUACUGGAAGAUGAAGAGCUUCGUUUUUUAUUUUUCUAAAAGGUUAAGUGAGGAAAUUGGUAAGCUUAGUUAUGAUGAAAAUGUGCUGCAUACAUGAAGGAGCAGAUACAGAUAUCCACAGGAGGUAACUUGAGAGGAAAGUUGUUCAUCUAUAAGAUUUCGGCAAUUUCUUUCUUUUUUUUUUUUUUAAGCUACUUGCAUUAUAUUUCUGUUGUUCGCUUUGAUUCCUGUAAAAUCAUCAGAGUGAGAGGAGUUCCAUGUAGUGGGAAAAGCAGUCAGGGAUAAUAUUGCUUUGCCAUUUAUUGAACUCCGUGUCAUGAUGAUGCUUUCCUACAGACUAAUUCUUCUGUUCUAGCUGAUUUCUGGGGAAAAUCUGACUCACUGUAGUCUGCAGACAUACAAGAGAAUUCCAGAAGCCCUUGUCUCCCAGCUUUAGGAGAUCUAUUCUCAGAGUACAAGAGCUGACAAAUAGCUGAUGUACAUACUUGUCUAAUUGCAGAAUUCAAUUUAUGGAGGAUAAAGGAGGGGGGACUAGGGCACACUAUUCUGCUUUAUCAGUCCUCUUGCUUUAUCCUAUUCCAGCCCCUGAACAAAUUUUCUUUUUUGACCAUUAGCCAUAUUUAUCAGUGUCCUGAGACCUGAGCAAUGUGCAAUGCUUAUAGCAGAAUUACGUUGUAUGUAGAAUGUAUGCUGUGGGAGUGAAACUGCAGAGAAAAGAUGAAUAGAGAUUAGUAGUGCUCCUGUUGUUGAGAUCUGUAAUGGGGGAGCACCAUCACAGAGAUCUCAUGAUGCAGACUUCAAUGUUUGCUCAUGUCUCUUGCUGUGUAUUUCUUCAAUUACAGUAGAUUCGUCACAGAGCCCAGUAUUUUGUUAUUGGCAAUGUAUAGAAGGGUACUAUAAGUAAGAUUCCACAAAUAUUUCUGUCUUAUAGAGUAGCCCUUCAGAAGUUUGUAAUGUUGAAGAUGGAGACUAAAGUUUUUAUUUCGUAUUGUCUUGGUGGCAAAUUGUUAUGAGUUACCUAAUGUUUGGGGAAAACAAGUUGUUUUUACUUUUCUUUGUUGCUUCUAAAAUUUUAAACCUUGACUGACCACGUUAAAAACUUGUAUGUUGUUGUCCUAAAGUAUGCACAAGUUCUUACCCAGAAUCCAGUAGAAAAUCUUAGAAUUGACUUUGGGAUUUGAGUUUGGGAGGCAGGGGAUGGGGAGGGAAGUAGAAGGUGUUCAUUUUUUUUCCUUCUGUUAGGAAACAUUGUAUACAUGCCUCACUAGUACAUGGAGUAGCAUGUACCACAGCCAGAAUUCUUUCUGUUCCUAGUGGAAAUACUUCUCCUUACUGAAUAUGUGGAAGAUUAAGUUGUGAGGAAUUGUUCAGUACAAGACAGUCUAGGAAACAAGACAAACCAUUAUUCUCUAUACUCAAAAUACCUCUAUAACCAUAUUUCUGUAGUCUUCUUUUCCAAAUUAAAAAUCUCCUUGGCAAAUUAUUAAUGUGAGGGAGUUGGUUUGGAGGCCAAGAAUUAGUCUGUCUGUCCUUAUGCUAAUCUUUCUGCCUUCUUGUGCAUAUGCUUUGGUAGUCUCUGAUUACUUGGUUUUCAUGCGGUGACUUUCCAGGAUGCUUUCUAGAUUCAGUUCAUCUGCAGUAACUUCUGCUUUUAAUCAUAAGAAGAAUUUCUGAAGACUUAUUUUUUUAAUUUGGAUUUGCUUUUGUCCUCCUGAGCUAGAUGUUUUACCAAGUAUCUCUUACUUAACACUGAUGCUUGAUAUCAUAGUCUUUGGGUAAGUAUGGGUCGAUUGCCCUGACUUCUUGUAUAGCGAGAUUAAACGAUUUCAUUUUUUUUAACUGAGAAUCUGGAGUAGUUACAGGCUAUGUGGAGUGUGUGAUAUACAAAGCUGAUGAUGUUAGGCAGCAGAACUUAACCCAGAGCAAGAGAAUGUCUUAGUAUGGACGCUGUUUUCUUCUUCCAGCACAAAUGUGACUGCUAGAUUUCGCUCUGCUUGAUCAAAGCCUCUGCAGAUCUGCUACCACCCUUAGUGAGUCCCUAGAUAUAGUUCUGCAUUGGAUGACCUGGUCUCGCAUAGAAAUUCUCUUGUUAAUGAGAAUGCUGAAUGUGCUGUUUUGGUAAAAUGCUUUUAUCAGCUGUUGUUCAGUGUUUUCAGCAGGAAAUGCUGGAAUGUAGUUUCUAUUCUGUAUCUUCUGUGAGCUUGAUUGUGCAAUUAAGCAAAUGGUUAUAUCUGUAUCUAGCAGUAGAACCCACUGUGUUCAGUAAGUGUUUAUACCUCUUUCCUCGUUUGUCUGGACACAGAAAGAAAGAAACACAGAAAGAGAUAGAAUUCUUUCAGGGAACCCUGAAUUUCCAGAAAUUGAUACUUUUGAAUCUUAUUUCUCCAUUGCCAUCUUAAUCAGCAGGAAAUGUGUGCCUUAGCAGGAAACUGGGAUGAUUAUGGAACAUGCUGCUAGUUCUCUGGCUGCACAGAGCAUUGUAUCGAGGCGGCUUGUGUGUUAACUCUGUAGUGUCAGUGAACCUGAGAGCAGCUGCUGAACUGAACUGGGUUUUCCUUUCUGUCUUCCAAACUUGCAUGCAUUUCUAGAAAGUAUGGGUUAUUGCCUGAAAGAGAAAUCUGGAAAAAAGGAAAAAAAUUCUUCUUUCUGAUGGAGAUGUUGCAUUGACAUAUUACUCUGCUGUUCACUGGGGAGAUGCUGAAUGACAUUCCUCUAUGUAAUUGUGCAAUAUUAGAGAUUUUCUUAGAUUCCUACUGGGAAUUUGUAACCUGCCACCAGGCUGACCCAUCUUGUGCUGCUCUCUGAGUUGCCCUGCAAACACACAUGGAAAACCUGGAAAAUAUUCUUGAGGCUGUGUGAGCUCAGAGAAUAGUUGAGUUUAGAAGGGGACCUCUGAAGGUCAUCUGGUCUAACUGGCCUGCUCGAGCAGGGCUACCUAGAGCUGGUUGCCCAAGAGUUCCCGUGAUAUACGUGGUCUAGAGCCUGUUGAAUUUAAUGUUUUGGUGUAUACAUAAAUGCAUAUGCAGUAUGGGGAUGUACUUUAGUGUUGCCAAGGAGAAAGAACUGGAGAAGGGUCACCUUUCAUCUGGAAUUUGUCACUAUUACAAGAUGCUGUAAACAACUCAGUUUUAUGUUGUUUCUAGGGUAUUGACAUGAAGCCUAACAGCUUCAAAUGAGAAGAGAUCUUAAGAAGUGUGCCGAGUACCUUGUGAGAACAAUUAGUUUGGAUGGUAAAUGAAGGCAGUAAGCUUCCACGGCAGCUAAGAACCUGUCUUGUGAGACACGGUAGGGAGGAAAAUGGGCUAUGUGCAGUGCAGAUUUGUCCAGGAAAUACUGAUGAUUUUUUUCUGAGCCUCUGACCUUACUUCAGCUCUGCACCUUACAGAUUAGAAUCUGAUUUCUCUCUUUCAGAAACCAUCCACCUUUCUAAGCUGGGCUUGACCUAUGUGCAUUUAGAUUCUCAAACGUUUCAUCACUUCAGAACCAUAAAGUUUGAAUUUUUCCUCAGUGGUCAGUUGAUCUGUGGAAAGUACCUGAUACAUAUCAAGUACCUCACAGCACUUUGUAAUAGACAUCUUAUACUGGGGAAACACCAGUGGGGAGCUCCAGAGGAUGGGUUCAUCUGGGAAAUUGAAUGCAUAAACAAAGCCUGUGUUUUGCACCUACUAAAUGCUGGAUUUUGCUGCAGUCAUGUACCAGCUACCUGUAGAAUCUCAAAAAUUCCAUGUCCUAAUUGUCAGUGUUCUGUUUGUAAAGAAAAACUGGAAUCACAAUAACAAUAACGUAGUGAAAAGGAACAGCGAUUAGCAUGCUUUUAGAUGUACUUUUUUUUCCCUGGUAAUUAGGUUUAAGCUGCUGCUUUUCCUAAAAUUUUUCUAUAAACACAUUACAAGCAAGACAUUAUUUUCUUGCUCUGAUUCUCAGCUCUAACACCCUAGAAGUAACAUUUGUGAGAAGAUGCAAAAGUGAAUGUACUCUCAGUGACCCAUAGGCAGAGUCUUCUGUAAUGGGCAACUUUCUGAGACUGUAUCUAAAAUGUUUGCUACUACAGCUGAAAUGCAGUGCUAUACUUAUCAAGGAUAAGAAAUUUAGUCAUAGCCUUUUCAGCAGGUCAGGAAGGAGGGCUUUGCUAAAUGGCAAACAUAAACGUAGGCAAUACUGCCAGAGUGCAUUUCAUAGCAGUACUGUAGGAAUUACAGCUUGAGUCUGCAUAAGUUAGUAUCAAUACAUAGUAGUCGACCUGCAGCAAAAUUCAACCUGCUGAUUUGCCUUGUUUCUUGACAUGUAAGAUUAACCUAGCUCAUCCGUGCAAAUGAGCCAUGUAUAGGUGUCUAUACUAUGCGGAUUCAAGCAAUGGGCAAUUACAACAUGUUUAAAGAAACUUUCUUUUUUGCUUUUUUCCUCUCCAUCUAUUCAGACAAAUGAAAAAAAAAAUAGAAACUUCCUAUAGUUUUCAUUGCUUUGGUAACAGUAGGAGAAAAUAAGUUUUCUGCUUAUUAUCCAGAGUUUUGACAAAAUGUUGUUCCGCCACACAGGAGAUGGGUCUAAAGCAUGCUUACACUGUCAAGGCUGGGAGAUAUUUCUCUUGAAGCUCUGUUGGAAAUGCCUCAUUGGCACACAGAUUGUGUGUGUGUUUAAAAUGCAUUGAAAAAUAUUCUGAAACUGAGAGUAAGAAGCACUUUUACUCGUGUAGUUUAUCUUGUUUGCUUAUAACUUGCAUGAGGUAAUGAAGAUUUUUGACUCGCCAUGUAGCAGAAUUAUGGUAUGUCUAUUCAUGGCACUGGACAUCAGAAAUGCAUAAAUGAGCACUGAAGCAUUUCUACCAUCCAACUGGCACAUUUCACGAGAGGUAAGUUAGACUAAAGCAUGAACAUCUUAGUUCUAUUUUAUAGUUUUCUAGAGAGAAAACUGUGUCAGGGACUGUAAGAACAAAAUGAUUACUGCCUAACAAAUUACUAGCUUUCGUGUGCGAGUGAAAGCUAGUACAGUAGCCUCUGUAAGAUAAAUUCCUUCAAAUAGAUGGUGUUUAAGGUAUUCAACAAUAUUUUACCAUCUUAAUUCAGUAUUUUACUGAAUAUCACCUUUUUGCACAGCUUAUCACUUCUGCGUGUGCACUUGACUCCCUGUCUUAAGGGAUCUGAGGGUUCUGGUUGAUCGCAAGUUGAACAUGAGUCAGCAGUGUGCCCUGGCAGCCAAAAUAUCCAGCUGAACCCUGGGCCGUAAUACAAGGGUCUAGAGGGCAAGAUGUAUAAGGAGUAGACAAGUUAAUUUUGUUCGCUCGACCCAGACCAGAGGAGGCUGGGGGGAGGCCUCAUGGUGGCCUGCAUCUCCUCAUACGGAGUGGAGGGGCAGUGCCGAGAUCUGAUCUCUGGUGACAGGGACAGGACCUGAGGGAACAGCAUGGAGCUUCAUCAGGGGAGAGUCGGGCUGGAUGUUUGGGAAGAGUUGUGUGCCAGAGGGUGGUGGGCAUGGAACAGGCUCCCCAGGGCAGUAGUCAUGGCCCCAAGCAGCUGGAGAUCAAGAAGUAUUGGGGCAACGCUCAAGACGCAGGGUUUGAUUUUUUGGGGGUGGUCCUGUGGGGAGCCAGGUGUUAUACUCGAUGGUCCUUGGGGGUCCCACCCAAGUCAUGAUAUACUAUAAUUCUAACUAUGAAUAUCGAACAAUUUCCAAUGGAGUGCAAGUGGUUUUGACUGUAAAUUUUCAGAAAUUAAUUCCCAGUGCAAGCAGAGAAAAAAAGUCAAAGGCAGACAAAAUUGUAUGGAAUAUCAGAGGAACCUUGCCAAAAAGGGAUCGGAGAGGAUUCAUUUGAGAGAAUGUUUUUCAUUAUUUACUCUUACUAGUUGAUUCCACCUGAUUCUUAGAGCAUUCAGGAGCAGAGCAUAGACAAUGCUGCACGAAGUGUUCUAAGGCAAACUUCUGCUCAGAAUGCAGGUCAGCAUCCAGAAUGCUCUCCUGUCAAACCUUAAUUGCAAUCUGGAGUUACUACUGGUAGUAACUACUUCUCAGUGGAGAUGUAAAGUAUAGAAAGAGAAAACUCUGUUGGAAAAUUACAAAGUCAGGAAAGUGGUUGUGUGAAGAUACAACUGAGAACUGCAGCAGGUUACCUUGAAGAAUGAUGACAAAAAUAUGCAAUGAGGAUUUAAAAUAGAGAAACGAGUUGGUUUACAAUCAAUGAAAUGUUAAGGAGUAGCAGAAUUCAGUUAAUAAAUGGAGAAAAUGGCAGUUGUGCAUGUAUUUUUGUUGUUGGAUAACCUGUGCCAUCACUUGCUUCACAUAGUUCCAGAUUUUACAGGUUAGGUAAUGUUUUUACACAGAAACUAAGCUUUUAUGUUAGGUAGUGCUUAGUGACUUACCAACAAGAAAGCAAUCUGAAUUUCUUUUGAUGACUUUCUUAAAAUUAAAUAACACGGAUCCUCAAACCUAAUUUUGUGUUCAUGGUGCUGCCUCUUAGGGAAAUCAGUGAGUUGAUGGACUCCUCACUUCUGACUUUCCUGUUGAUAUUAUUUCUCAAAUGUUGUGAAUGUCAUAGGUAGAUGGAACUUUUAUUUUUACAUUUGACCCAGAAUUCACGUCUAAACUCAGGUAUGCUGAGCUAUGUAUGAGCUAGUGAUGUCUGAAUGAGAGUCCAGAGAAAAAAUGGAAAAGCUGAGAUGGGUCUAGCCAGGCAAAGGUCACUGAAAGGCCUUCCUCGAAGUGCACAAAUUAAAGACUACAUAGUAAUGCUUGUUGCUGAUAUAACGUUUUCGUGAUAAAGUUUCCGGUUAGCGUAGUGCUGAUCUAAAAGCAUUUAGUUCACAGGGGUUGUGAAUUCAUGUUUGUCCACCAGAGGGCAUGAUGCAACAUAAAAUCACUGAAAAUGAGAGCAAAGACCUGCCUGAAAAUAGCUUGAGUGUGACUGGUUAAGCGUUUUGAGAGUGAACUUCCUGCUUAGAAAAAGAGGGCAUAAAUCAAUAAAAUCGACAUUAACAAAAAAAGAAAAAGAAAAAAGGAGGGGCUUUAGAGGAGAAAUCUGAAGCAAUGCUGCAGCUAUCUCCUGUCUAAAAAGGCUGUUUAAGCUUGCUGGGCUUUUUAAUUCGAGUAUUUUCUAGUGAGGCUUAUGGAUACAACAGUAUUAGACAAUAACUGUCCUCAGAUCUUUUAAUUCUCCAUUCAUACCAUUUUAUAGCUCAUGAAGCAGGUCUGUAAAUGGUAGUGUUUGCAACUCCUUUUGUUUCUUCUGCAAUUAAACAAUUUCUUUGUGUAUGUGUGCCUCAGCAGUGUCACUCUAAAUUAUACUUCGAAUUUUGUAGUAUUUCCUGGUAAGAAUCAGUAGUUUCUAUCAAUUGAAUCUAUACUUUGUGAAAGUAGAAAUAAGUUUAAUCUAAAAAUACAGAUGAGUCUAAUGGUUUCUAUGGUAACUUGUGACCAUGGCAACAGAGAGGUAGCACUCUGAAGAACUGAUAGAGGUUAAGGAUUUUUGUAUGUGUGUUUCAUUUUAAGUCAACAAGCUAAUUAACAGCACAAGUAAUUCAGGAAAUAUGACUUUAUUUCUUAACCAUGUAGGAUUGCAUUAAUAUAAGGGAUUUCCAUCUCAAAAUAUAUAGGAAUUUUAAUAGGCACAUGGUAAAACUACAUGUAAUCUUUGUGAUUUUGAGAAUGAAAAGUUCUCUUAUCUGCUACGUCAUAGAUAGAAACUUAGAUUGAAGAUAGGUGAAGGACAUAUCAGGAAGUUGCUGUAGGAAGUAGAAUAGUUUAGAACAGGGUCAGAGACUAUUGUUAAAUGUGUAACACAGGUUCAGUAUGUUUCAGUUCUACUUUUCCAUUGUGAGAUCAGGGAGUUAAACAACAUAGCACUGAUCUGAAAGCGCUAAGUUUCAACUGCUCUAUUGCAGUUGAUAUCCCAAGAGCCAUAUGGCAUUAUAAGAAGUAAUAAUGAUUUAAAGAAUUAUAUUUACAGGAAAUAUAUAUUAUUAAAGGAGGUGGAAAUGGGCUCUUGUAACUAAAUCUCAUAUGUAGCGAAUUGCUCUCUGCUAGCAUAGAGAUAAUGUAAAAUCUCCAUACUAGCAACACUCAGCCUAACUUUUAAAGGGAAAUAUGCUAGAUAUGAGUUUGGUCAAAGGCACACUACAGAAUUUUUCAAGCUUACUCUUUUUUUCCUAGACCUUGUUGGAAAAUCUGAAAACUGAAUGGAAGCUACCGUAUUGCUGUUAUCACCCACAAAUAUAGGGCAUGUCUUUAAUUAAAUAGAAUUGAAACUUCAUUUAAAAGCUAGCUGUUCUGACUGGUUUGCAUUUGUGACAGGGUUGCUCCAGCUAAUCAAUGGAGUCAUUGAGGUGCUCUCAGGCCAUUAAUAAUUCAGAAAACGGGUAAAAAAAAAAAAAAAA